AUUCAAUAUUACGAUGGUACUACUAGCUAUCGAAGUUCGUGAGCUGCUCUACGGCCGGUUUUUCGCAGUCGUUUAGGCAACGCAUGAGCAUCCUGCACCUUUUUCGCCGCGAUACCCGUUCGUGGGCGCUGGCGCCUUCAUCUCGCCUCAAAAUGGAGCGUGUUGAACUGCUCGCACAGGUCACCGUGAACUUUGAGCUCUGCGGCGAGUUUCUCUGUUGCUGUUUGGUCGCCGUCCUGGCGUCUGAUUGUAUACAGGUUGACAUUUCCGGAGCGACACGAACCUAUAUCACACGUUGGCGUUUCUGGAGUCUUUGUCGCGAACUCUUGGAGAUUAGGGCGGACCGUCAGCGUGACAUCUGCGAGGAUGGCACCGGGUGCCAAUAUUCUAUCCCUGAACGACGACAUCCUCGGGAUCAUCGUUGCAUGGCUUCCACAACGUGACGCCGCAAAGCUAGCGUUGACGUCCCGCGUUGUGAGCACAGCUGCGAGAAGACGCAUCCUUUCUUCCCUACAGCUCACAGCGCCGGUCGCAAGCGUCCGGUUUCGCAAGUUCAUGCUCGAUGAAGACGAUGGGUACCGUCUGCAGUGUUUGCGGAAGCUCACCAUUCAUGAUUCGAAUGUCCUGUACGAGCCUCCCGACGGCUACACCCCGCUUGCCGACGUCCUCGAACGGGUGCGGAACCUGCAGACUCUCGUGGUUACGUCUGUCGAAGAACAUCUGGCCGACCCCAAUGGAUAUAUACUCGGCGAUGCCAUCGCGUCUCUCCGUGAUCUGCGCGAACUCGACCUGCGGAGUGUCGACGAGGAAGGCCUAGACCUGUGUAAGAAUCUGACCUGCAAGCCCGAUGUAUUCCGUUUGGAAGCACUAUCGUCAUCUUUCGCGCCACACGUGCUAGUAGAUCGCACCAUGCUCUCCGAGCUGAACGUCCUACAAAGGGCAUCGGUCAUAACCCUUCACGACUUCACAUUCGUGGAAUUUGGCGAUCAAGGCCAGCCGCUAUCGCCCCCACCGCUCCCGAAGCCUACUGCCUUGUGGCCCAGUGCAAAGACCCUACGUCUCAGAAACAUGGAUCCUAUGCCCGUCGUGGCGCUUUGUCCGAAUCUAGCGUGUCUGCACCUUGCGGCUGUGAUGCUGUGCCACGAUGGCGGGGACUUCUACCCCAGUGACGUGCACAACCCAUACAGCAUCACCGAUACCCUGGAACCUCAAGUUACAGCGCGCCUGCGUGUCUUCGACGUCUUCGUCGACAACGAGGAGUCCCGACUGACCAAGACGAUCGUCACGAUCGUCCGCGCGACAUAUCCGCGCGCGUUCUCAACUCAAUUCCACUAUUGCGACACGGGUCUCUGGGGGCAGCUCGCGAGCCUCGCGAAGCGUCCCGAUUCGAGGCUCCGCUAUCUCGACGUGCUCUUGCACGAAAACACCACCCUCGCGCAGAAGUGGCUGGACGAGUGCCUCCCGCAGUUCUCCGACUGCGGCAUCCUCUGCGUACGCAUCAGGCUCGUCGAGAGCAUCGGCAACACCAUAACCGAGCAGGAGUGGCAAUCUCUCGAGGCCCACUCGGACGACUGGGACGCAGAGAGCGAUUGGGAAGAGCUCCGGGACACCGCUCCCGAGCUCAUCUUGCAUGCAAUUCCGUCCCUCCGCUAUGUUUCCGUGUCGCCCGGUUACAUGAUGGAGGACCGGAACGGGCAUGACGAGCCGGCUUUCGUGGGGUGGACGCAGUGGUGGCGCGUUCCGAGCGGCAACUCGGAGACAGCCUCUGAGGAUGGCCAAGCUACGACCGGCCUGGUGCAAAUCGACGCGGGAGAGGGCUGGCGAAUUCACGCAUACAUGCGCAGCGAGGCGUUUCAAGAAGGGAACAUAUAGUCGAUGCAUCCGUCGCCGACCUUCCACGCCGACGUCACGAACGUGCGAGUUGGGAGAGUGUGGCGAAAGUGUAUUUAUAGUUUUCGUGGGACUUGUG
Rhodofomes roseus is the source of this 1969-nucleotide messenger RNA. RefSeq lists its product as uncharacterized. Lineage: Eukaryota; Fungi; Basidiomycota; Agaricomycetes; Polyporales; Fomitopsidaceae. The coding region runs from base 367 to 1872 and encodes 501 amino acids. The record is from RefSeq and is a predicted model, not a curated record. The transcript has 4 exons.